AGCUACAGUUGAACAGAGGGCCCAAGGUUUCGUUGCUUCGUCUUCAACAUCAACUUCAGCGCCCUUCGUCUUGAACUUCAGCGCGAGAGAAGAAAGACCAGCGACAAAGACGAGUGACCACCUGCGAAUAGCUUUCGGACAGGCGGCGAUGGUGGAUUCCGGCUUCCGGCUUCCGGCGAGCGCGAUUUUAGCACCAAUCCACAGCGCAAUCCACAGCGGACGAACAGUGAACUCAAUGGAGAGGACGAGUCGCGAGAGGACCUUCACUGUCUUCAAUCAACUACCAGUAGCCUCGAACGACUGAAGACGGCGGAAUGCAGCGGGUGGUGGCGGCGGAGGGCGGCGGCAGACGGCGGAACCCGCUCUGAUAACACUUUAAGGAUUAAAUCCGUCUUCAGGCUCAGUCUUUCUACACAAAGACUCACAAGGAUUACCUCCGACCUUCUUCUCUACCCCUAAGUAGCCUUUUUUUACGCUCUUUUUACACAAAGGAAAGGAAGAAGAAGUAGAGCACAACUCUCUAUGGAUAUCUCGCUAAUUUCAAACAGGGAAGGGGACUACUAAUAGGCCAUCUAGCAAGCUGUUUGCUUCCACUAAGCUAUAUCUCGUUUUACCUCUCUUAUUGGCUGUUUGACUUGUCUAUUGGCUGCCCCCCCUUUUUUGUCUCACCCUUUGUUUGAGUAGUCCGCGAGUGUCUUUUGUUUGCCUCACCCGUGACUUACAGCUUGCUAGGCAGCCUAUUAGUAGUGCUCUACUUCUUCUUCCUUUCCUUUGUGUGAGAGUGUAAGAGAGGCUACUUAGUGGUAGAGAAGAAGCUUGGAGGUGAAGUGGUUAUCCCUAGUGUGGUGUUUGUGAGUCUUUAUAUUAAAUUGUAUAAUAAGUGUAUAUAAACAAAGAAAACGGAAUAAGCACCAAAAUACAGUAUCAGGGGAAUGGGGAACACGCGGAAUCAGGCUUUCCUAACUUUUUGAGUUUUUAGGCGCAUAAGGAGCGGCAGAUAUGAUGCUUAGUUAGUUAUGGGACAGGAGUCUUCGGAAUAUCACUGCGAGGAUGAAAGGGAGACAAAACGCAUAUAUGAUAGUGAAGAGGAUGAUGCCACAAGAACCUAUGAUCUUUCUGCUCUUAAAUACUGCGGCACAGGGCCAGGCACUACUUUUAAUUUUCUGAUUGAGUGCUACACUAAAAAGCUUGAGGAAAUGAGGAGUCUGUCCAAGGAGGAGUUUUUAGCCUCACUUAGGCCCCAGAGUAUAGGGUUUUCUAGAGGUGCUUCGAAGUACCGUGGUCCGUGGGGUUGCAAGGCACCACCACAGUCGCUGGGAGGCUCGAAUUAGAUCAGCCCCGGGGAGCAAAUAUCUUUUCUUGGAGAAUCAAAUAACCAGUUUCUGAAUGUCUUCAAAUUAGUUCACAUGCAUCUUCAAAUUUUCUUCACGUUUUAUAAUUGGGAAUGAGGGAGCCCACUAUUUGGCUUCAUUUGGUUUAUCUGUUAAUUGUUCUAUUCAAUUGUGUUCUUUCAACUCUUUUGCUUGUAAUGUGAUGAAAACGAGUAAUACUCUUUAUUUCUUUCUUUUUAGCUUUCUGUGUCUCUUUCUUUCUGUGUGUAUUUCUUUCAUUCUCUC
Cuscuta europaea is the source of this 1616-nucleotide messenger RNA. NCBI's taxonomy places the organism in Eukaryota, Viridiplantae, Streptophyta, Magnoliopsida, Solanales, Convolvulaceae. The record is from the annotation of a GenBank genome assembly.